AUGGAAAUUCUCAGGGAACCUCAAGGUUUAGUCAGUACUCAAAGAAACUUUACCUUGGAGCUUUUAUCAGAAUUCAAUCUUUUUGAUCAACGGUCAGCUGCUUCCCCACUCGAACCAUCCAUCAAGCUUCGGGCUGAUGCUGGUGAAUUACUGCUAGAUCCUACCGUCUACCGUCGAUUAUUGGGCAAACUCAACUUCCUCACUCAUACACGCCCGGAUUUAUUUUUUUCCAUUCAAUAUUUGAGCCAAUAUAUGCAGUCUCCUCGGCUACCUCAUCUCCAAUCAGCUCUUCACUGUCUCCGAUAUCUGCUCAACGAUCCAGGUCUUGGUAUGUUUUUACGGUCUGAUCCUUCCUUCAAGCUCCUUGCUUUUUGCGAUUCUGACUGGGGAUCUUGCCCUCAGACUCGCCGCUCUGUUAGUGGCUAUUUCAUCAACCUCGGUGGUUCCCCUGUGUCGUGGAAAUCAAAGAAGCAACCUCUCAUUUUGCUUUCCUCUGCCAAAGCAGAGUAUAGGUCCAUGCGAAGAUCACUUGGCUUGUUAGAUUACUCUCCGAUCUUACUAUUACUCCUUCGAUUCCAGUUUCUAUUCACUCGGAUAGCCAGGCUUCCAUACAUAUUGCGAAGAAUCUCGUGUUUCACAAACGAACCAAGCAUGUAG
Nicotiana tabacum (common tobacco) is the source of this 657-nucleotide messenger RNA. The record is from RefSeq and is a predicted model, not a curated record. Lineage: Eukaryota; Viridiplantae; Streptophyta; Magnoliopsida; Solanales; Solanaceae.